Dicentrarchus labrax (European seabass) is the source of this 3184-nucleotide messenger RNA. It is a transcript of the gene tmem67, whose product is annotated as transmembrane protein 67. The coding region runs from base 4 to 2985 and encodes 993 amino acids. Lineage: Eukaryota; Metazoa; Chordata; Actinopteri; Moronidae. Gene Ontology annotation, cellular component: MKS complex; ciliary transition zone. The record is from RefSeq and is a predicted model, not a curated record. The transcript has 28 exons. Gene Ontology annotation, biological process: cilium assembly.
GGAAUGGGAUUGUGGGUAAAAGGAAGACCGAUGUUUACCAUGGCGACGGGGACGCUGCCGCUCGUUGUUAACAGACACAAAGUGCCUCUAACAUUAUUCCUUUUAAUAAACAGCGGACUACUGAACUGCCAGCAGUUUAUCGUGCCCUACAAAGCUCCUACAGAUUGUAGUGCGGAAGAAUUUUUCGAUAUCUCGAGUCUCUCGUGUGCGAGGUGCGGUCCAAACCAGCAACGGAGCACAACAGGACUGAGCUGCAUUUGCAUAACUGGGUACCAAACUCUCACUACUGAUAAGGGGUCCAUUACUUGUCAGCUGUGUCCCAGUGACAAGCCUGCAGUAACUACAGGCGGGUUUGAGUGUAUUCGCUGUCCGGGCAGUCUCACCGAUGAGGGGAACUGCAAGUGCCCACAAGGCAGUGUCCUGGUGGAGAGAGAUGUCAAUGGAAACCUUCUGGAUGAGGCCAGGUGUGAAACGUGUAAUCGAAAUGCCCCUGCUUUGGCUGUACCAAACAGCAGUGGAGACAGGUGUGAGAGAUGUCAGGCCACCUUCAUUAACACCUCCUGUGACUGUAACCCUCCUAAUGUCCUGGCAGGAGGAUUAUGUAUCCCUCCAGGCAGCCUCUCCACCAAUGUGAAUCCUAGUGUCAACUAUGCUCAGUUGAAGGUCAGCAUCCAGUCCGCCUGGUUCGUCAACAACCUGUACUCCUCGUCAGCAGCCUGCCUCGUCUUCUCCAACCUGACGGCAUGUCAGUCUCUAGGGAACAUGUGUGUCAUGAACAUGCACUCCUUCAGCGGCUUGUCCACAGAUGCCUGUGGUCUCUUUAACACCAUCUUUAGAUCCAGAGCUGCUUUGAGCUCAACUCAAGACAUUUCUUACUGGAGAAAUAAUCUCCCAUGGCUUUACUAUGGUGACGAACCAGGACUGGCCAGUCGAGUGCUUCAGACCGAUCCUGUUCCUAUUGGGUUCAGUUUCAGAGGAAGAAACAAGAACACUGACAUUAAGCUGCUUGCUGCUGUUUACAAUGUCAGAGGAGAGUUCCUCAGAUGGGAACCCGUAGGAGGAAGUAAUCUCCAGCUUUGUCCGGAUACAACAACCAAACAGGCUGCAGCCUUCAGCUUUGGAACCGCUUACCAACAAAGUUGUGAUCUCUCAGUAGCGAAGCUGUUGGAUACCCACCCAGAGCCGUUGUUCUAUGAUGUGUUUAUGGAUCUUGGUGGAGGAGAGAACAGUAAACUACUCCCUCUGCCUACACUAGUUUAUAACCAGCAAUACAAUGGACGCUUCAUCAACCAAGAGAGCAUGAAGAACUGGUACCUGUCUCGACGUAUGUUUCUUGUUGACACACUGAGUGGAAGAGAGAAGAGUAUGAGUUCCCCGCCUAAAAUCAUCCGUGUAGCCAGCAGUGUCAAAAUAAGGUUUCAGCUAGUUCCACGAACCCAGGAAGGACAGGUAUUCCCCCCUCUAAUGACUGUGACCUACAGAGAUGUUCCCAUCGAUACACAAGCUGUGUCUAUAACGUUUUCUGUGGAGUAUGAGAUGGAUCAGAACGAGGCUCGCGCUAAGACAGAUACUGCUCUAGGUGUGAUGGGUGGUGUGGCCGUGCUCUACUCUCUGCUGAAGACAGUCAGCUGGAAGAGGAGGAUUGCCUCUCCGCUAAUUGAUGUGGAGACUAUGCUGAAGUUUUUGUUGUUUUAUGCCGGAGAUCUGGCCAAUGUUUUCUUCGCCGUCACUGUGGGAACUGGACUUUACUGGCUCAUCUUUUACAAGGCCCAACAGUUUGUGUCAGUGCUGUUACCACUACCUGCUCAGGAGGAGCAGUUUGUGACAUACAUUGGUUGUGCCUUCGCUCUCAAGGCUAUCCAGUUUCUCCACAAGCUGAUCCUUCAGGUGUCAGUUGAUAUAUUCUUUAUUGACUGGGAGAGGCCACGAAGCAAAGCCAGCAGGCCUGUGCAAGCUACUGGUGAGCCAAAACGUGACCCCUCUCCAGUCAGCAUCUGGAGGACCUACUUUGUGGCCAAUGAAUGGAACGAGAUCCAGACCAUCCGCAAGAUCAGCCCAACUUUUCAGAUCAUGGCUGUGCUCUUCUUUCUUGAAGUGCUAGGAUUCUCUAACCUGGCCCUGAGGGACCCCUGGCCAACGUUAGAGCGCUCCGCACAGGUGUACACCCCUCCAUACAGCCUGAUGCUGCGCUACGGUCUUGCAGCCACGCUGUGGCUCUGCAUCGGAGUUCUACAGGUGAUUUUCUUCACUGUGUUUCAUGAGCACUUCGUGGAGGACAAAAUCCGUCAGUUUGUAGAUCUCUGCUCCAUCAGUAAUAUUUCUGUGCUGCUGUUAUCUCACCGUUGUUUUGGCUACUACAUUCAUGGGCGUUCAGUACAUGGGCAUGCAGAUACAAACAUGGAGGAAAUGAACAACAAUCUGAAAAGAGAGAGUGAGUCCCUGUGUGGCCAGAGAGGUCUACUUCCCAACACAGAGAUCCAGACCUUUCAGGUGUCUCUAACCAACCGUCUGCGGUCGCAGUAUGAGAGGAUACGGGAGCCGCUCAACAGGAGGAGCAGGCCAUCACGGCUGAUGGAUGCAUCUUCGGCUAACCAGUUUGAGCAGAACGCCAGAGCCUACCACACCAUGAACCAUUUCCUGGGAUCCAUUAUAGACCAUGCCCACUCUGACAUGGACUAUAUAGUGAAGGACAAGCUGAUGUUUGAGAGGGUCAUAGGGAUGGAGUUUCUUGAACCCAGUGAAAAAAGCAUCUUUUACAACGAUGAGGCCCACUCCUUCAGUGAUGUGCUGUUUUAUGGAAACGAGGCCACGUUGCUGAUCUUUGAUACUUUGUUCUUCUGUGUUGUCGACCUGGGAUCUCAGAGCUUUGUGCUUGCAGCUGUGCUUACAUACGUACAGCAAAUGAUAUUUCGCUUGAUACGUAACGCUCUCGGAAGGAGGAACCUCGUCAACAAGACUCUGGUGGACGAUAGAUUUCUGAUUUGAAAUGAUAGUAAUUGGUAGUGUCAGUGUUGUUUAGUGGCAUUUCUCUCAAACAUGUUUACUGUUCACAGCUUGUGCAGCUCUUUUUUUUGUACUUUUAUUUACAAAUACAGUAUUUUCACUGCUGUUCCAUAAUGUAAAUAUGCUAAUUUUUGUAAAGACUUUGUUUUUAUUGAUUAAAAUAUUUUGAUAUGUGUUUUGA